AAUUCCCCAGCAAUCGGAGCACCAGACAUCAGCUGCUCGAGCUGCCUGCCACAUCUCCAUAAAAUCUCCGCAGCUGACGGCGAAUAUCUUCGAAAUGCCACGCCCAGUUCUGCUCAUCCACGGUGGAGCCGGUGAUAUAUCGGACUCCAGGAUAGCGGGCAAGUUCGCGGGCAUUAAGCAGGCCCUGCGCUCCGCCUGGGGGCUACUGAGUCCGGACAAUGGCAGCGGCGGAGGCAGUGCCCUGGACGCCGUGGAGGCGGCGGUGCGCAGCAUGGAGCUGGACGAGAACUUCAACGCCGGCUACGGCUCCUGCCUGAACACCAAUGGCCAGGUGGAAAUGGAGGCCAGUUUGAUGGAGGGUCGCGAUUUGCGAGCCGGCUGCAUAACCCUGCUGCAGGAUGUGAUGCACCCGAUUACAGUGGCGCGUCGCCUGAUGGAGAAGCAGCGGCACACCUUCCUUGGCGGCGCAGCGGCCCAGGAGCUUGCACUGGCCACGGGCAGCGAGCGACUGCAGCCGGGAGCACUGGUCACCGAGGGCGCUCGCUUCACGCUGAAGGAAUUCCAGGAUCAGAUGACCCAGGGCAAGGAUCCCUUCUUUGCCCGCACGGAACUGGCCGAGGACAAGCCGGUGCCGAAAACGGAUCCCAGUGGCGAAACAGUCGGUGCAGUGGCCAUGGACGCAUCGGGCCAAAUUGUGGUAGGCACCUCCACCGGCGGCAUCACCGGCAAGUGGCCGGGUCGCAUUGGGGACACACCCAUUCUGGGCAGCGGCACCUAUGCGGAUAACUGCCGUGGAGGCGUCUCCACCACCGGACACGGCGAGACCCUCAUGCGUUACAAUCUGGCCCAGCGCAUUCUGGCCGCCAUGGAGUACCAGGGACUGUCCGCCCAGGCCGCCGCCGACAAGGAGUGCCGCGAGAUGACCAAACGGCUGGGUGGCACUGGCGGCGCCAUCGUGGUUGGCCACUCCGGUGACCUGGGCAUCAGUUUCACGUCGCGUCGCAUGGCGUGGGGAUAUGUCCAGGAUGGCACCAUCUUUUACGGCAUCGAGGGUCAGGUGGUGCACCAGGAGCCGUUCACAGUUUCCACGUAACUAAAUUCGGAGUACCUAUCCAAGGAUUUAUGAAAUAUUCCGGUAUUAAAGAAUCCUCUAAACUUCAGAAAGUUAAUCCAUAAAUAAAUUUUACUUGUUUCAAUAAGAAGCACAAGCAUUUGUUUUAAAUAGUUAGUUCAUUUGAUCAAAAGAAUAUAUAAAUAAAUUAA
This is a messenger RNA of Drosophila mauritiana, 1263 nucleotides long. RefSeq names its product probable isoaspartyl peptidase/L-asparaginase CG7860. The record is from RefSeq and is a predicted model, not a curated record. NCBI's taxonomy places the organism in Eukaryota, Metazoa, Arthropoda, Insecta, Diptera, Drosophilidae. The transcript has a single exon. Gene Ontology annotation, molecular function: asparaginase activity. The coding region runs from base 95 to 1093 and encodes 332 amino acids.